Messenger RNA from Ostertagia ostertagi, 379 nucleotides. The record is from the annotation of a GenBank genome assembly. Lineage: Eukaryota; Metazoa; Nematoda; Chromadorea; Rhabditida; Trichostrongylidae.
UGCAUUACACAUCGCCAUGUUCAGGUCGAGGAAAACGAAGGUUGCGCCAGGCGACAUCCGGCGUUACGAAACGCGACUGCGUUUCAACUACAGUUUUCCUCCUUCCCUUACCUGCAGACACUGAAUUUCUGGCUAUUCAAUUUGUGCUCGAAGAUUAUCCCAUCGGUGAUUUUGUGCCUAAUGACGUUUAUGAUUCUUGCCAAGCUCAAGAAGAUUCAACAGUUGAGUUCACGGUUUACGAGUGUCGAACGUGAUAAGCAGUAUCACAGGACGACGAACAUGAUUCUGAUCAUCAUGUUCAUUUUCAUCAUAGUCGAAUUACCGCAAGGAUUGCUAGCUGUUCUAUCUACCGUAACCGAACUGCAAUUAAUCGUUGUUC